This is a messenger RNA of Serendipita indica DSM 11827, 3525 nucleotides long. Lineage: Eukaryota; Fungi; Basidiomycota; Agaricomycetes; Sebacinales; Serendipitaceae. The record is from the annotation of a GenBank genome assembly.
AUGGACAUGCGGAGUUCCUCCAAUGAGCAAAAUCCUCAGUCUGACAGUACCUCGGUCAUGUGGAAUGGCUUUCGGAUCUUUAACGAUAGCAAAUUCUUCUCAUAUCUCAACAAUACUCAUAAUAAAGAGAUCUAUGCGUUCUGGAAACUUGUAUUGGCUGGACACAAAUGGGAGCUCGUUUAUGCCCAUUUUCACAGCCUCUAUGUCGAUGUCCCGGAUGAGGCGGCACAGAGGCUCAAGGCAUCACUUCAGGCUGUUGAGCAUCGAAUUUGGAGAGAUGCCAUAGAGACUGCACGCAUGUAUUGCAUGGAGACAGCAGCUCAGGGGAGGAUGAGAUGCAUUCGACGUCAUGUUACCAAUUACAAGUACCUUGGGGAGCCAGAGACAUGGGUAGAACAGAUGGAAAACUCAAGUUUCGAGGAUAAAGUUGCACUUAUCCUUUCAGCUCGACGCUUCAACCUUGAUGGUCAAGUAAAUACAAUGCUUAAGGAACAUGCACGGGCACAAUAUCAAGCAGGAUCCACUGCCCUCAGCGAGUUCAACGUCUCUGAAGGGAAUCACUUUGCAUUGAAGGAGUAUCAAUGUGAACCCGACCCCAUCAUGGAGCCCAAAUGGGACGCACUAAAAGAUUGGGAUGCGGCAGACCGCAGGGAUGCUUUCACGCUGAGGGAGAAACAACAACACAAAUAUUUUGGACCCAACAUCGACACAAGAAUGGGAAAGCGGAUACGCCCUGCAGUUGAACAGAUAUCUACUUCUGCUAGCGUCUCUAUCAGCAAUGUGCAAGUUCGCCAACCCAAGAAAAGGAAACGAAAUACAGAAAAUUACGUGACGAGUUGGGAUCCAGCUCCGUCUGAUGACUACAUACCAUGGGAGCCAGUAAUCCCCCAGGAGAGUGCCAAGUUACAGCCAUUCGAACCUCUCCAAGCAACCAGGAGAAGCAAGACCCAACACGACUUUCUGGAUGAAUGGAUUAAUUGCUCGGGGUUGUACCUCUCUGCCCUCCUUGAGCUUGAGUCGCUUCCAUAUGGUCCUAUCCCAUGCGCAUGCAACUCCGGGGAAAAGGGACUCUUCAUGUGUACCAAUUGCUUUACAACACCUCGCUGUUCACAAUGUAUCGUCAUAUCACAUCUUCAAACACCUUUUCACAAGAUUAAGCGAUGGAAUGGAACACAUUUGCAAGGAUCAUCGCUCUCAGACCUUGGCCUCGUCGUGCAGCUUGGUCAUCAUGGCUACCCAUGCCCAAUGCCAGCAGGAGCUCGAAAGCUGUUGGUGCUCCACAUUGAUGGUUUCCACGCUCUCUCAGUUUCCCUCUGUGGUUGCGACUCCUCAACCACACCAGACUUGCAGCUGUUCAAGUCGAGGAUGUUCUCCGCUUCGAUUCAGAACCCCAAAACGGCCUUCACUUUCGACCUUCUUGAACACUUCCGUAUCCUCAAUUUAGAGAGCAAAGGAAGUGCCAACUCUUAUCUCGAGUCUCUUUAUCGCCUGACAGACCUUGAAGGGUUGAGUAAUAUACCAGACCGCGUUCGAGAAUUCCGGCGCAUCUCACGGCAGUGGAGUUAUCUAGUUGCACAGCGAGAUAGUGGCUCCUAUGAAACAAGUCAGAACACAGUCUACCCCUUGAUCAGAUGUCUGGAAUGUCCUGCAUGCCCUCAACCGGGAGUAAAUAUUUUGGAGAAUUGGGCUGAAACCAUGCCAAAUGAUAGACACAUGACAGUCGCAGUCCACUUGACAGAGUGCUGUGGUCGGACGGCGGUUUCUUUGCAAAUCCGGUUCAAUAUAGUGACUAUCUUGCAUCUGGAAAUGGCUCUCGACAAGAGCCAUCGGACUGUUCAAAUUACCGGGCUACUGUCAACUCAUCUCGAAGUCGAUUCAAUAGACUUGAGGUUACUGGCCUUGCUGGCGGUGUAUGCCGACAUGAGUGCAAUUCCUCAAUCCUUCGUCGACCUCCAAAAAGGGGAACGGUAUUUUAAUUCAGACUUUGCAAUUUCCCAGAUCAUCCACAGGAUGAGUGGUAUCAAGGACCUGGUAUUAACCUACGAUAUUGCAUGUCAGUAUCGUCGGAACUUCCAGACUCGCUUCAACAACCUUGCCGCCUUCUUACGCCUCCCACCACAUCUUCGAAUCAUCUUCCUGGUGCCCAAAUUUCACCUUCCAGCUCACAAGGAAGAAUGCCGUUAUCGAUAUUCACUCAACUACUGCAAGAAGGUCGGGCGUACAGAUGGGGAAGCCAUCGAAAGACUGUGGAGUGCCCUUAAUCACUUAUCAGGAAGCACAUCUCGCAUGACGCCUGGAGGAAGAAUGGAUACCCUCAAUUUCCACUUGAACUAUUGGAACUGGCGGAAGACAUGUAAAAUGGGUGCUACACUCUCAAAGAGGUUACAAAAUACCCGGGAAAUGCUAAUUCAGCACCAAACAUUGCUUGCCGAUCUGCGGGCGAGUAUUGGAGAGGCAAGGGCUGCAGAAUGGUCUGAGCUUGAAGAUCAUUACAAUAUAGACCAGGAAGGUCGAUCUAUAUAUCAGACACUAGCAGACCAAGCUCCCACCCGUGCUGAAAUAAUUCAGAAACUUACACGUUUUGAUGCUCUGCUACCACCCCUGGCCCUCGAGAAUGCAGAUGGUUAUCCAGCACUGGCUUUUUGGGUGAAUGACGGCCUCGAUUUGGAGGAAUAUCAGAAGAGGCUAGAGAUACAUUCACAAUCGAUCACAACAGAGCGGCAGCGCAUUGAGCUCAACCAGAAACGUGUCGCAUUAGCCGACAGGAUCAACGACUGGAAAGCGCGUACUCCGCUAGAUAUACAUGACGAGGAAGAUGAGGAGGAUGAUCCCGCGCUCCCUGAGCAAUGGAAGCUUCCCAUCCCUUCAACGCUCCCUCCGAACGAACAACUUGCAAUUCCUCGACAGGUUGAGAAGGAGCUACGAGAAGCGCAAGCGUUUGACUAUUUACGCGCUCUCCGCACUGGACUUGCAGAGGAGAUCGCACUUUUACGUGACAGGGAUCGCCAUCAGCACGGAUAUGACGCGAACUUACGCUCCAGAUCACUGAUAGAGCGCGUUCGUCGAGACAUUAACUUUAAUACGGGCCGGUAUCGUGCUACCUUUGCUGCGCUGGAAGUUCUAGGUGGUGCUCGGAAUCCUGAGCUUAAACCACUCCUACCAGCAGAUGUAUCUGCUGCUAACGUGUUCCGAUACACUCAAGAACUUGGGCGUGGCUUCAAUGUCAACAUCUCGUGGAUCUGGCGUCGGACUGCGGUGGGGACGCACGCAAAUGAUGAUAACUGGCUUGACGAAAUGCUUCGCGUACGAUAUCUGGAGGCCAAAGCAAGUCACGACCGAUGGAGUGAAGAGCUUGAGCUCACUCAUGCCGAGAUUACAUACACUCACAAAACUUUCGAAUUUAGAUGUGAAGAGUGGCUUCAAAGGGCUUUAAACUCAGAGAAACAGGGCGAGAGGGCACAUGCAUAUGCCAUGUCCAGUAUUUACCGCCGUUUGGCUGACGAAAUCACGGUCAUUCAGGUCUAA